UGCUGAUUUCGCGUGACAGUGACAUGGAAGCUCCCUUGACGUAAAGUUCUGCAACGACAUCAGCUGUGAAGAAUAAUUAAAAACAUGUCCAAGCGGUCAAUGGUUAAUGACCUUUACAAGACCAGAAAAAGACUUUGCACCACCCCAAGUUCAUCUACCAAUGAAACACCAGAAUUCAAUGAUGGGCUGAAUGGAACAUCGUUCAUUGCGGCAGAAAUACCAUCUGAUACCAAAGUAACCCUUCUCCACUUGAAAGAGGUAUUUCCCUUGGAUAAAUUUGAAGGGAGGCUACCAGUGGUGAUAGUGAAGCAUCAGAUGUACAGUUUGAUGACGGACAGAACCACUGUAGACAAACAUCUAAAUGACUUAAAGCUAGCCAAUGAGAUAAAGAUGUUUAAACUUGGUGCUGAGUUAGACGACUACUGCAUUGUAUUCACUGCAGACUACAGAGACCAUGUGAGAAGGGUGAUGGCCGAACUCUCUAUUAGUAAAAAUGUUUGUAAUAAAUUUGUGAAUACUGUAAUAAGAAAAUAUACCGAUGUCUGCAUUAACAAAGAUACUCUGAUGAAUGACUUCAACUUCACAGACUCAGAAAUUACGCAGCUGGUCAAAGCCUCGGUCCUCACAGUGAGGGGGGUCGGAAACUGGUGGAUUGCACUUCCUAAUGCAGGAAUCUUCAUGAAGUGCUUUCUGCGGGGCAGGAAGGCAAUGCUGACCAUGAUCAGGAAAUGCAAAUACCGAGAAAUUCUACAGAAUGAUCUAGAGCAGAGAAAAUGGCCGAAGCUUUGUAAGCUUGGUCUCCAGUAUCACAUGCAUGAAGCCAUUGGUGCUGAUCUCAUUAAAUGCAUUCAGACUACCUCAGGACAACUGCUACGCCUCAAGGAUACUUAGAUUUGUGAAGGUCACUCGAGAAACUGCAGGGAAUCGUCCAGCACCAUUUGUUUUACUUCAGAAACAGGGUUGUAGUCAAAUUAGGAGGAAAUGAAGAGAUUAGCUCAGCAAAUUAAGAAUAGUCCCUGCUGAUAUUAAUCUGAUGCCAGAUGAUAUUAUUUAUGUUUCACCCAUUGUCUUUCCUGCAUGUCAUAUGUGGUUGGUUUAAGGAGCUCCAUUGUAUGAAUUGUAUUUAAUUAAAUGAAUGUGUAUUUAUUUUAAAAGUACUACAUGUACAUGGAGAGUUUUGGGAUGUCCUCAAUAGAACUUUGCAAAUGGUAAUCUGUAAACCAUUCCAUUCUUUAUUAACUGGAUAUGUGUGAGUGCAAGCAGUGAUUCUCAACUGCUAAAUAGACUACCUGUAGGUUUUGUUUUAAUGGUGGUACUUAUUAAGUAUCUGACUAAUCUUUAUUCUUACAACUUGGGGCAUUAAUAAUGUUCAACAAACACAAUGUUUUCAGAGAUCAAUUUGCGUAUAGAGCAAUGAAUUGUGAGCAAAAUGUCUGUUUUAACACAAUGUUCAUUCUACCUCAGAUAAGGCCAAAAUAAAAUAUUUGUAUGUUUCUGGUUUCCUGACCCUACCUACUUUUUUGCUGCCAACUCUAAAUAUUUUAUUGACAAUAUAUAUAAUUGAAUAAAAAUCUGCAAUUUUCAAACUGGAAUCAUUUUACUUUUCGCAUUUGAGUUUCUCUGAUUUACAUUUUGACUAUUAAUGAUCUUCAAAAUGUUUGAAAAGUAAUUGAAAUAUAUAUACACAUGUAUUCAAAGUGUAUCGAAAACUAAGUUUUGAAGUAAAAUAUUUCAAUCAAAUAAAAUGUUUAACCUACUUACUCUACUAAAUUUUUGGGGGAGUGAAGCAGGAAACACACAUAUAUUUUAUUUUGGCCUAAUGUAGGUUUUGUCUUCAGGGUACAGAAGAAAGAUUUUGGGGUUCUUAUUUAUAUUGUACUUGUUUGAUAUUUUUUUGUCAUCUGUUUGAUGUACAGAGGUUGAAAUAUAUUUUUACAUGUAGCAAUUUGAAUCUGCCAUAUAUUCAAGUAUAUUUUCCAGGUUUUGUUUUAAUGAUUUAUUUAUAUGUAGUGCAAGGUGCAUAUAAUGCAAAGUAAGGGUACAAAAUCACUUGACUCUUUAUGUUUAAUACAUUUUCUGUCUGAUUUUGGCAAUAAUUGUGUCAACUGAAGUAGUGAAGUACAUCUAGAUGUAUGUCAUCAGCCAUUAAUUCCCUUUUCUAUGAUAAUAUUUGAAAAGAAAAAAAUCAUAAAUUUGAUAGUAUGAUUACAAAUUUAGUUUAUUAAUAGAAUGAUUAAGAUUUCAUUAAUGAAUGAAUAUUAUAUUACAUCUUUUUUUUUCUAAUAAAUAUUUACAAAA
Messenger RNA from Ostrea edulis (European flat oyster), 2298 nucleotides. RefSeq names its product serine/threonine-protein kinase 19-like. Gene Ontology annotation, molecular function: protein serine/threonine kinase activity. The record is from RefSeq and is a predicted model, not a curated record. NCBI's taxonomy places the organism in Eukaryota, Metazoa, Mollusca, Bivalvia, Ostreida, Ostreidae. The transcript has 8 exons. Gene Ontology annotation, biological process: protein phosphorylation; positive regulation of Ras protein signal transduction. Bases 85 to 891 code for a protein of 268 amino acids.